UUAUUAAGAGCACUUGCUGGGCUCGGUCACUUUUAUUAUUGUAAUACGCCAGUGAAAACAUUUUUAAGAAAUCUUAAAAACGAAACGAUGGAGCGUUGGGAAAACCAAAUAGCUGUUAUCACAGGUGCUAGUUCCGGCAUCGGCGCGGCAAUAGCAAAGUAUCUCGCGAAUAACAAAAUGGUGACUGUUAACCUGGAUAUGAGUAUUGAAUGCUACCAAGCACUGCUUGCUGAGCUAAGCCCGGACUUAGUAAAACGUAUGCACUGCAUUAAAUGUAAUGUACGCGAAGAAGUUGAAAUUAAGGCAGCAUUUAUAGAAAUUGAGAAAAAUUUUGGACCUGUAUCGGUGAUGGUCAACAACGUUGGUAUGAUAACGAAAACCAAGCUAUUGACUGAAAAUAAUUCAGAGCAUUUAGUUAAAAUGCUCGAAACGAAUGUCUUAGCUGCGAUUUAUUGCACACGCGAGGCAUUUCGUUCGAUGAAGGCGAACCGUAUCGAUGGACAUGUCUUUCUCAUGAACAGUAUCUGUGGACAUAAUGUGCCAUUAAUGCCGAAUAACGUUAUGAAUCUAUACCCAUCUACGAAAUUCGCGAUUACCGCGCUCACGGAAAUGUAUCGGCAAGAGUUUUGGGAUCAGAAAACAAAAGUAAAAAUAACGAGCAUCAGUCCUGGCAUUACUACGACGUCGCUCGCGAAAGGCCUUGAUGUGCCGCCGCAUACAGCCACUCUCAAACCGAAUGCUGUGGCGGAUGCAUUAAUUUAUUGUCUACAAACUCCACCGGAUGUGCAAAUCCAUGACUUGAUUAUUAAGCCAAUUGGAGAAACGUUUUUGUAAAGCUUUUGUUAAAAUAAACUAGAAAGAAGUAUAGAAAUACUCAACGCAAUGUUGGUGAAAGAUAUACCAAAA
This is a messenger RNA of Bactrocera tryoni, 906 nucleotides long. RefSeq names its product farnesol dehydrogenase-like. The record is from RefSeq and is a predicted model, not a curated record. The coding region runs from base 88 to 834 and encodes 248 amino acids. NCBI's taxonomy places the organism in Eukaryota, Metazoa, Arthropoda, Insecta, Diptera, Tephritidae. The transcript is spliced from 2 exons.